AUGUAAUAAGAACUAAAGAAUCAUUCUGUUGUUUUUUUGGGAGCGCAUGGUUAAGGAAAAUCAACAAUAUCUGGGCUUAUAGUAAGUGAACUAAAUCAUGCUUCUCCAUAUGCAUUAGAAAGAAUCGAUGAACAUCCACAUGUUUAAGAAAAACCUGAUCUUAGAUAUACAUUUUUGAUGGAUAGACUAAGAUAAGAGAGAAAUAAUAAAUAAACUUAAAUAUUUUCGACUAAUCAUGUUACAAUAAAGUAAAAAAUGUACACUCUGAUUAAUAUCCCUGGAUAACAUUAAUACAUAAAUUAAAUGUAAAUUGGGAUUGCUUAUGGAGAUAUAGUAGUAUUUGUUUUGAGUGCUGUGAAUGAUAAAUAUUAGUAAAGUUUUUAAUUAGAUACUACAUUUGAAUUACAGUUUCAUUUAUGUAUAGCUAUGGAAAAGAAACAUUUUAUUUGUGUAAUCAAUGAUAUGGAUUUGGUUGAAUAUUAAUAAUUUUGUUAUUAAUAUGUUGUAGAUGAUUUUUCCAAACGUUUAGAAAAAUUUUAAAUAAAUACAAAAAAUAUUUAAUUUAUUCCAAUAUCUUUAAAAUAAGCUGAAAAUAUUUAAAAAAAAAUAUAAAAUAUGAAUUGGUAUAAAGGUCCUACUUUGAUUGAAGCUUUAGAUUAAAUACCAAAUGAUGAUGAAUAACACUUAAUCAAAAAACCACUUAGAAUAAACAUUUAUGAUUGUAUUCGUAUUCCAGGAAUUGGAACUGUAGCCCUAGGUAAAUUACUAUAUGGUCAAUUGAAACCAAAUUAGUAUUUAAGAUUUGCUCCGAUACCCUUUUAAUCUUUAGUAAAAGCAAUUGAAACUCAUCAUUUUUAUUUAGAUUUAGCAAUUCCUGGUAACUUAAUUGGAUUUAAUUUGGCAAAUUUAUAAUAUAAGGAAAUUAAAAAUGGAUAUUUAUGUUCUAAUUUUGAAUAGGAUCCUGUUUAAGAAUGUUCAUCCUUUAUUGUAUAAUUAAAAAUAUUAGAUGAUGUUAAACAAUAAUUUAAGGUAAAAUAGUAUUAUACUCUACAUUUCUUUACUAUACGAAUGCAAUGCUGUAUUGAAGAGAUUUCAUAAAAAGUCAGUACUAAAAAUUAAAAUAUUGAAAAUUCUAAAAUUUUAGAAGCGGGUGAUACUGCUUUAGUUUAAUUUCGACCAAUUAAGUAGUUAACUGUAGAAAAAUAUAUAGAUUAUCCUGAUCUAGGUAAGAUAGCUAUUGUGGAUAAUAGACGUAUGAUAGCUUUUGGAUAAAUUGUUGAAGUGACAAAGAAAGCGUUAAACCAACAAAUCUGA
This is a messenger RNA of Paramecium sonneborni, 1314 nucleotides long. The record is from the annotation of a GenBank genome assembly. Lineage: Eukaryota; Ciliophora; Oligohymenophorea; Peniculida; Parameciidae.